GGAAAUCCCCCAAAGCACAUACAUCACCACCACCAUCACGCCUUGAAACAUAUUGAUUGGACUAUGAGACAUAAUAUAACUAAGAGGUCAACUUGACAAACUACCCAAGAAACGAAGAAAUAGUCCAAAUUGUGCUACCUGACCUUGUCAGUGUGUUCACACACUACUGUGUCAGCCACAUAAUUACAGAUAAAUCAAUACAAAAGUUCUGUAAUCUUUAUGUUUGUUUACAACACUGAAUAAAUCUAUCUGUCAAACAGGUAUAUAUAACAACCAGAAUUGUCUGAGUGCAGAGAAGAAAAAAAGAUGCAGUCCCUUGGUCAAAACGAGGGCUCCCUAUCAUGCCCUCAAGGUUGUUGCCCUACUUUAUUGUUCAAUCCUCCACCACCUCAAUCUCAUCAGAACACAACAACCAAACCCAGAAACAGUUCUGCAGAGUGUCGCCACAGCUUUGUAGCCACCACGUCAUCCUAUAUCUUCCCAAACACCAAAUUCACCAACCAUGAGUCCCUUCCUUCUCUUCAUGAAUCAUUCGGUGAAUUCAAGAAAGUGUAUCCUCAAUACUCUGAAACUGACCAAGUGGACCAUUUAAGAGCUAAGGAAUAUUACCAUCUCUCUUUCUCCAACCAAUCAUGCCUUGACUACAUUGGUAUUGGCCUCUUCUCCUAUUACCAACGCCAACACCACCAUGACACCUCAAAAACCCAAUUUGCCUCUUCUUCAACACCUCUAUCCCCACCCCAAUAUUCUGAUAUUCCCUUCUUUAGCAUAUCCUACAAGACUGGGAAUCUGAAAACACUUUUGCUUCAUGGGGGGCAGGAGUCAGAGUUUGAGUCUGCCAUGAAGAGAAGAAUAAUGAAGUUUCUCAACAUUUCUGAAAGUGACUACUUCAUGGUUUUCACAGCAAACAGAACUUCAGCUUUCAAACUUGUGGCAGACUCGUAUCCAUUCCAAUCUAGCAAGAAGCUUCUGACAGUUUAUGACUAUGAGAGUGAGGCAGUGGAAGCAAUGAUCUGUUGCUCGGAGAAGAGAGGAGCCAAGGCCAUGUCAGCAGAGUUCUCAUGGUCAAGGCUGAGGAUUCAGUCAACAAAACUGAGGAAGAUGAUUGUUAGCAAGAAGAAGAAGAAAAAGAAGAGGGGUCUCUUCGUAUUUCCACUUCACUCCAGGGUAACGGGAGCAAGAUAUCCUUACCUGUGGAUGAGCAUAGCACAGGAAAAUGGAUGGCAUGUCUUGAUUGAUGCUUGUGCAUUGGGUCCCAAAGACAUGGACAGCUUUGGCCUAUCUCUCUUUCAACCCGACUUUCUCAUCUGCUCAUUCUACAAGGUCUUCGGAGAAAAUCCAUCAGGGUUUGGAUGCCUUUUUGUCAAGAAAUCUGCUAUUACCAUUCUUGAAUCCUCUUCUUGCGCAGGAAUUGUGAACCUCGUACCAGAUAGGUUUCUACGUCAGUCAUCAGAAGAUAAGUGUUCUUCUGGGAACUGUAAACAAAAACCAUUAUCUAGCUUGCAAGACCAAGAACUGUCUUCCUUAAAUUCUUUCUCUGGUCGGAUACAAACUUCGGAAGCUUUAAAAGUUGAAGAAUCAUGUGAGCUUCAGAUCAUGGUGGCAGCAGCAGAGCCAAAGAAAGGCUCUGGAAGUGUCGAGGCAAAAGAAGUGGUUGAGAGCCUUCAAAAUAAGAAAGCACAACAUGGUGAGAACGGGGGAUUUAACAUUGAGUGCAGAUGUUUGGAUCAAGUGGACUCUUUGGGAUUGACAAUGAUCACCAAUAGAACAAGGUAUCUGAUAAAUUGGCUGGUGAACUCCAUGAUGAAGCUGAAGCACCCUAAUGCAGCAGGGGAACCACUAGUCAAGAUUUAUGGCCCAAAGGUAAAAUUUGAUCGAGGGCCUGCUUUGGCAUUCAAUGUGUUUGAUUGGAAAGGCGAGAAGGUUGAGCCCGUCCUUGUACAGAAACUUGCUGAUAGGAACAAUAUAUCUCUCAGUUAUGGGUUUCUGCAUCAUAUUUGGUUUGCAGAUAAGUAUUCAGAAGACAAAGGAAAAGUUCUACAGACCAAAGAAGGAAGAGGCCAGGGACUAACCACCAACAAGAAGAAAGAUAGGGAUAAACUAGGAGUAACAGUAGUUACUGCUGCAUUAAGUUUCCUGGCUAAUUUUGAAGAUGUAUAUAAACUAUGGACUUUUGUUGCCAGGUUCCUUGAUGCUGAUUUUGUGGAGAAGGAGAGAUGGAGAUACACCGCUCUAAAUCAGAAAACAAUUGAAGUUUAAUUCACUAAAUUUCAUUUAUUCUUCUGGUUUGUGAUACACAGAACACUUAAAAGGGUGUGGAUUUUAAUGAGGAUUUGUAUCUUGUCAUUGUAUGCACAUUAUGAAGAGAGAAAGAAAUAAAAUAAUUCUUUGAAUCA
Molecule: messenger RNA, 2396 nt
Organism: Vigna radiata var. radiata (mung bean)
Lineage: Eukaryota; Viridiplantae; Streptophyta; Magnoliopsida; Fabales; Fabaceae
Product: molybdenum cofactor sulfurase
Exons: 1
Coding region: 307-2259 (650 amino acids)
Source: RefSeq, a predicted model, not a curated record